AUGGACGCAAAUAUCCUUUAUGAUUUAUACAAAUCGUUCUGCUGUUAUAAGAGUAUACAAAAAAUAAACCAUUUUGUAAAAGCCAAUAAAGAAAAGAUAAAUCCCGAUGAGUUAAAAAUUAUAAAUGAAAACAAAUUUAUCUCUCAUACGGUUGCCAUUCUAAUGGCAUUAGGUAUACAGGCAUCUUUCUUUAAAUUAGGCAAAAUGAAAUAUUUUAUUUUCAGGCCUUUUUUACCAAACUUUUUUGGAAUAAUAACAUCUUGCUCCUUCCUGUAUAUUCAUAAUUUGUAUCUUAGUCGCAAUACCAUUAGUAAAUUGAUUCAACUAAAUUUAAAACAUUUCAAUAACAAAGGUAUAUGCAGCUUCGUCGACGAAAUGUAUAAAAGGGAAGAACCAAAUGAUUAUUUAAAUUUAACGAAGAAAGUAUUUUAA
Messenger RNA from Plasmodium malariae, 432 nucleotides. RefSeq names its product conserved Plasmodium protein, unknown function. The transcript is spliced from 6 exons. The coding region runs from base 1 to 432 and encodes 143 amino acids. The record is from RefSeq and is a predicted model, not a curated record. NCBI's taxonomy places the organism in Eukaryota, Apicomplexa, Aconoidasida, Haemosporida, Plasmodiidae.